Dentiscutata heterogama is the source of this 985-nucleotide messenger RNA. Lineage: Eukaryota; Fungi; Glomeromycota; Glomeromycetes; Diversisporales; Gigasporaceae. The record is from the annotation of a GenBank genome assembly.
ACAAAGAGUUUUUGCAAACUCUACGUUCUGUAAACUUAGUAAUGAUGGGAUGGUUGUCAAUAUAAGUAUCAUUGAUAGUACAUUUAAUGAGAACGGAACGAAUUAUUAUGUGAAAAUUGAUAAUAAUUUUGCCAAAACUCGUACUUAUAACGAACCUUUAAGGGGAAUUGAAAGUGAAGUUUGGUUUCUUGAAUCAGUCUAUAGAGCGAGUUCUUCAGAUACUGAUGCUACGGGUUUAGCAGUUCUCACUAUAGAUGCCUCCAAUAAUUUUUCUAUAAUCGAUCAGUCAAAAUACAUUGAUGCUCUAUUAGAUGAGAUUGCUGAUAAAGUACCAGUAAGGCGCGAGCGUUUAAGUUCGGAUAAGAAAUUCCAGCCUUUCGACGAAUUUGGUCAAAUCGCCAUUUCAAUCCGUAUAGAUUUGCCAAAUAAUACUGAAAAUACAGUUCCGGGUGUAUUUUCAAAUUUAAAUAAGAUGAUCCUUUACAAAAAUAUUACCACUUUUUGCACUGGUAUGACAAAUGAUUUAAACUCGACUUUUGGCUUUCGACCAGUAGUUAGCGGUGAUGAUAGUUACGGUAAAGUGAUGAUUAGCAAUGUUACCCCGCCCAUUAAUUCUAGUGUCGAUUCAUCAACGACCGAUAUACGCAUCAAGUUCUCUUCGCCCGUUUACUUAUCAACUGGAAACAUCACCAUCCACAAAGCCUCUGAUGACAGCAUUAGACAAAUAGUUUUUGCAAACAACUCUGAGUUCUGUACAAUUAGUUAUGAUGGGACGGUUGUCAGUAUAAGUAUCAUUAAUAGCACAUUUAAUGAAUACGGAGAGAAAUAUUAUGUGAAAAUUGGUAAUAAUUUUGCAAAAUCUAGAAUUUAUAAUAAUGAACUUUUAAUAGGAAUUGAAAGUGGAAUUUGGCUUCUUACAAGGAAAUCAGAAUCUAGGGUUAAUCACUCAGAUGAGAUCGUUACGGGUUUUAUCCAACUUACUCCA